AUGGGUGUUUUCAAGUCCUCCAAGGAUUACCAGUACGAAACCCUAAAGGGCAUAAAGCUUGUUAGAGUGUUGGAUCUGCAUCCAAGUUUAGAAAAAUCGAACCAAAUCAAAUGUGAUUUACGACAUGUUCGAGUGGACUCCGACGUCGACUUCGAAGCCUUGUCGUAUACCUGGGGCGAUGGCAAGCCUACAAGCGAAAUCCAAUGCAACGGAGCCCGACUUUUCAUCCGGCCCAGUUUGGAGAUAGCGCUUCGUCAUUUGAGGAAGACGGACGAUGUGCGGACGAUGUGGAUUGAUGCAAUAUGCAUUAAUCAGAGCAAUACUCGUGAGCGAGAGCAGCAAGUCCCAUUGAUGGCUGAUGUUUACAGCAAGGCCUCGCAAGUUGUUGCUUGGAUUGGUGAGGUGAAACUCUCCGAUGUCCAAGCACUUGACAUUGAAAGACUACAAUUCGAGGUGAUAGAUCCUGAUCACAAGGAAGUUACCUGGAAGCUCGAGAAUUACAUUACUGCUUUGCUCAAAACAAUGAUGGCCGCUGUAACACUGAUGCGCCGUCCGUGGUUCUCGCGUACCUGGAUUAUUCAAGAAGUUGCUUUAUCCCGCAAGCUUAUCAUCCAGUGCUCAGACAGAAUCAUCAGGUGGAGUAACUUCUUGGCUCUGUUGGAUCUGAUACCAUUGAUCACAGACAAGGAAGGUAUGCAAGUCUACUUCGGAGAAGUUUUCCUUGAGAGAGCGCAUUUCGUCGCCUCAGUCAGGAGCAAAAUCGCGGAGCGCAUCGCCGAACAUGAGCGACAGGAGACAGACGUUGUGAUCCGCCACGUAUCUUCACAUCAGUACGACGUUUGGGAAGAUCUGCAAUUACUCGUUUCGCAAGCGAGAGCUUUCGGUGCCACUGAAGAGUCAGACCGCAUUUUCGCGCUUCUUGGGCUCGUAGACCAGAAGCUGAGGAAAGGGAUUCCAGUGGAUUAUGGGACACCAUUUCAAGCCAUGUACAAAGAUUUUGCCCGCCAUCUCAUCGCCACGACUGGAAGUCUGUCCAUGUUAAGCCAGGUGGGACCUGAGCAAGACGACAAACUAGAAUCCUGGGUCGCAAAUUGGGCACGAGAGCUGCCUGUCGAGCCAUUGGGCGCAAAUAAAGACGGCUACUACUCGGCCACCGGAGCUUCCAAGCCUGAAAUAAUUCCCCAUAAAGAUGCAAAAGUCUUAGCACUCUCCGGCAUAUUUUUAGACGAAAUUGAUCAAGUGAAACUUGGCCCUUCCUCCGAUGGGAUGGAAGCACUCAAUCGUGCUCAAAGAACAAUCGCCAGAGGCACUCAAUUUGGUCUUGCCGAGUCGACACCUCUCUUGCCUUACAAAUCCAUUGCAGAUCUCUUGUCGAAAGAGCCGGAACGGGUUUCCGGACCUGGUGGCGGUCAAGCGUCUGAGUAUCAAAUCUCGAGGAAGCCAGUCGAUCCCGGGACAGACCCACUAACAGAGAAGUUGAUAGAGGAGUUCAGCAGCCUUUCCAUGACAUCAACACGGUCAUCGCAAGGCACAUCAGUUACGUCAGAGUCGCAAAGCCCCACUCAAAGUAAGUCGGAGACGAUCGCGGAUGUGCUUGCGCGAGGAAUAUUCACCGGGCUGCCACGCAAUCCCCGUGUACGUCAGUAUCAUCACAUAUGGGGCGCCAUCCAUCCCGUAAAUGGUGUGUACAUGAGCUCAAGGUCUGAGGCUGCAUGGAACGAGAUACUACCUAAAGACAAAGCUUACCCUACGGGCGAGACUGUGGAAGAAGCAUAUUGGCGGACCUUAAUUGGUGACAAACGAACAACUUUGGAUUUGCGUAUCAGUCAACCUCCCAAUUUUUGGCAGACUGGGUUUCAUAUAUGGCAAGCCGAAUUGCUGAAGAAGCAAGGGCAUGUGUCCCGUGUCGCCAAUGAAGCAGGCUCUAGAGUUCUCAGCAGGAAUCGCUCGGACGGGUCACUUGCGCUCGAGCGACGAGACUCCAUGUUGAAUCAAGAGCUUCGCGACUAUGUUCAGGCAGAGAAUGCGAAGAAAGAAGUGAAUAAUCGCCUUCAACAACUCAAAGUACCAGCCUUUCGCAAUAUCAUCUCUACCUUGAUCAAGGUUCACAACAAGAGCCGCCCUGACUCAGAAAUUGCACCAGGCUACUCCAACACUGAACUUAUUGGCUACCUCGACGGCUAUGACAGUCUCACCGAGGACCAAGUUGCAAGGCUCCGACGAAGUCUUUCGACCAUACCACCUGCACGCCUGACAGAUACCGAGUUGCGGAAUCAAAUUGACAAAGCAUUUUGGUACGACUUCGUCCGCGUGGCUCGUAAUCGAAGAUUUUGUGUCACCAAACAGGGGUAUAUUGGUUGGGUGCCGUCUUCAGCAAAAGAAGGCGAUCGGAUAUGCCUGCUUCUUGGUGGACAGGUUCCUUAUGUUGUUCGUCCGCACAAGAAAAGAAAGGGGGAGUGGCAAUUUCUGGGUGAAGCCUACGUGCAUGGGAUCAUGAGGGGUGAAGCUAUGCAGCGAGAGGGUUUGAACGUGGAAACAAUUCUUUUGAGGUGA
Bacidia gigantensis is the source of this 2553-nucleotide messenger RNA. RefSeq lists its product as uncharacterized. The transcript has a single exon. The record is from RefSeq and is a predicted model, not a curated record. Bases 1 to 2553 code for a protein of 850 amino acids. NCBI's taxonomy places the organism in Eukaryota, Fungi, Ascomycota, Lecanoromycetes, Lecanorales, Ramalinaceae.